AUGGCGGAGCGAGCGGAAGGGAGCAGUAGCAGAACGAUUUCCGACGAGGUACAAUCAAUUCCCAACCAAAAGGAAUUAGAUUUUGAGAAUUCAUUGAAAAGCUUAAACCAGAAGCUAGCUUCACUUCUUGAUGAGUGUUCAGCCAAAGACAAAAUCAUUCAAGAACUCGAAAAAUGGUCCGAAAAUGCUGCGGCAGACAAGCUCGAAGCGGAGAACGAAUCGCAACGUGUAAAACACGAGCUAGACGAAACUCGAAAGCAAAAUAUGGCUUUAAACGAGCAAAUGGCCAACUUGAACUCGGCCCUCAAGGACUGCAUGGACCAACUAAAUCGAGCCCGCGAGCAAGAAUUCGAGAGAGCCCGUAUAAUGCUAGAAGAAAAAAUAUCCGAGACAAGCAAGAGCCUCGCGAGCCAGACUUCGGAGAAUUCCUACCUCACGAAAGCCCUUCUCGUGAAGGAAAAACUGAUCGACGAUCUCAAUCGCGCCAAGUGUCGGAAGGAGGCCGAGUUCGAGGCCUUGAUGACGAGGCUCGAUUCGACCGAGAAGGAAAACGCUUUCUUGAGGUACGAGUUUCGAGCCCUCGAAAGCGAGCUCGAAAAACAGAACGAGGAAAUGGAGUGCAUUCGCCGCUCGGCCGAGGCACGUGUAAAGCAGAAUUCGGAAAAUAUCAAGAAAGUAAAGAAAUUGGAAGCCGAAUGCCAGAGGCUACGCGUUUCGAGACGAGCGGGCCUCCUGCCGGGCAGGGCCGAUAUUUCCUUGUUGGGCCGAAUUCGAGAUUUGGAAAAUGAAAACAGGGCUCUCAAGGAAAGCUUGGCACAAAAAGAGGAGGAGAUUUUGUAUCACUUUUAUGCCAAGAAUUCAGACAGACUUUCUCUAGCAAGCUCCCGAUCGUGGGCCGAUAAGUUUGCUGAUGACCCGGAAAACAGGCCCGAAUGCAGAACGAUCGGAGCUUAUUAUAAUAAUCGUCCCGAUAUGAGCCUAAUGGACGAUUUUGUCGAGAUGGAGGAGAAACUAGCAAUAGUCACGGUAAAUGACGAUUGGAUUCGAGAUGUUAAGAACAUAAUCUCAAAACAAAUCGAUAUUUCGAAACGAAAUGUUGAAGAAAUUAUCAAAGACAUCAGAAACGCUCUCGAAAGCGAGGCCCGGCUCGGAAAAAAGCCAGAGUUAAGCCCGAUUAGCGGUUACAUUGCAUGGAAAUCCCCUGCACCAUCCGAUGAGGAUCAUGAUCAUCAUCCAACGGUCGUAGAUAUGUUCCGGAAGCAUCUAGGUGGGCCCGGGCCGGGCACUGCCUUCGAGCUCGAGUCGGUACAGAUUCUCAUGCAUGAGAUGGAGAAAAUGCGCUCGGUUUUGCAAAACGAGGUGAUGGAGUCGAAAAGAACGUACGAGGAUGAAAUUGAGGAUCUGAAAAUAGCGAAUUUGGAUUUGGAUACUCAGCUAAUUGUGGCUCGAUCCGAACUAGAAGAUGUGUUAAGAAAGCUAUCUUCGGUCGAGGUUGAGCUCGAUAACAAAUGUCGGUUUUGUGAGGAAUUGGAAGGGACUUGUGUCGAUCUUCAGCUGCAACUCGCGAGUGUUACGAAUAGCCGGUGCUCGGAGGGAAAUGGGAAUCCAGAAGAAGACUUGCUCCAAACUGGCAUGGAGAUCACGAAAGCUUCGGUUAAGCUGGCAGAGUGUGAGCAAACCAUUAUGAAGCUCGGGCAGCAGAUAAAAGCACUGGGCCCACAAAACGAAAAAUCACUUCUCGACAAGAAAAAGUCGACACUCAAACAACGGUCGUCUCUGCGCGAUCAGAUGAUAUGCGAGGACAAGCUGGAAUCGGACGGUCAACAGUCCCCCAAGACGAAAGAAAUCAUCAUAAGCACGACGGCCAAUAGGAGCGUGCCACCUGUUGGGUGCUAUGGAGCUUUCCCUUUCACAGACGGCCAGGUGGCGGCGAGUAGCUAUGACGCUUUGGUGGUUGUCCCCGGCAAGAGAAAUAAGCUCGGGUUUCUGAAGAAGCUGCUGCUUAGAAGGAAAAAGCAAUAUUAUGCCGGCAAGAAUAAGAAUAACGCGCUCGUUUGGUGA
This is a messenger RNA of Striga hermonthica, 2061 nucleotides long. NCBI's taxonomy places the organism in Eukaryota, Viridiplantae, Streptophyta, Magnoliopsida, Lamiales, Orobanchaceae. The record is from the annotation of a GenBank genome assembly.